AUGGCUUCCAUCUUUACCUACCAGGAUGAACCUCCUCGAAUACAUUCUCCUUGGUCCACUCCAGGAAGUUCUACUCCUCAGCCAUUUCAUCACUCGCGUGAACAUCUUUACAGUGGCGGGGCCUAUGUCACACAUGCGCUCAUGAAGCUGGAGCCAGAACGCCAGGACGGUCCUACAGAGUACAAACUUCACCUCCUCCUUCGUCCUAGGCGGAAAUUCCUCUCCACGACUACCUCAUCCUCCAUCCCUGGGUCACAGCACUAUACGCCCAUAGUCCAAGCCGCCAUUGAAUCGAGUCGCUCCCUGGGUGACUCUCUGUUCGAUCGUCCGCUAUCACAGCCUUCGGCACAGACUCGUCAGACCAGACUACAACAAUUGACCACACAACUCUUAUGGAGACUACAACAGUCUUCGCCCUUCCAUUCUUCAUCAAACGCAGACCUGGUUCUGCCGCUGCUUCCUGAAGCGACUCCAAGAUUGGGAGUUCCAGAACGUCCAGCAAAGCUGCUGCCAGGUCUCGAAGAAAGCCAGGGCGCCCUCUAUGAAAUCGGUGUGGCCGAUGAUGGCAUGCUAGCAGGCUUAGUCGAAGAUGAGUUACAAGAGAGUCUAACCAAUUUAAAAGCCAUGGCCGCAAGCCUCGGCUGUACCACCAAUAUACUGCGGAAAGUUCCAGUCGGAGCGUGCGAGUGGGUUGACAGCGACAGUGAAACCGGCCACACGGAAACGCGCAAAGACGUGCUCUGGGUUGCUGAAGUACUGGUUUACCCAGACACACGAGGCUCAGCCGAUGCCGAUAUCCCAAGAACAACCCUUGAUACGUCAGUCGAUUCCUCUCGACCAGAGGAUGUGUCAGACUUGGUCGACCACGCUUCGACUGAUCAAUUUCGAGUGACACUAGUUGGAACUACAGCUGCUGGGAAGUCAUCUUUACUGGGAACCUUGUCGACCUCUACUUUAGACAAUGGACGGGGCAAAAGCCGGCUGUCGCUCCUUAAGCAUCGACAUGAGAUCGCUUCGGGGAUCACUAGUUCUGUUGCACAUGAACUAGUAGGCUACUCGGAGAAUCGACACGCUCAAGCUGCUGUUAUCAACUAUGCGUCAGGUAAUGUUUCCUCUUGGCUAGACAUCCACAACCUGGCUCAGCGUCUUGUCUUGCUCUCCGAUUCGCCUGGUCUUCCAAAAUUCUCGAAGUCUGCUUUCCGAAGUCUGAUAUCCUGGAGGCCUUCUUGGACCAUUUUAUGCGUCGCAGCUGAUGGCAGUAGCGAGGCAACAAACCGAACGGCUGCAACGACUUCUCAAGGAUAUAGUCAUAGCGGAAACGCCGAGAGCUGGGACCUCUCACUCUCGUAUCUGGAUUUGUGUUUGCGACUAAAGCUGCCAUUGGUGGUGACCAUCACGAAAAUGGACAUUGCGACCAAGGCAGGACUACGACGUGUUCUUGCAAAAAUUCUCUCCGCUCUCAAGGCCGCCGGUAGGAAACCUGUCAUGCUGAGCAACGUGCCAGGCCCCCAGCCUGCUUCAGAACAAGGACUCGCUCGCCCAGGACUCCAAGUCAUAUACGAAAGGGAUCAGGUAGAGGUUGACCGCCUUGUUGGAUCGAUGCGAAAUGACGCCGAGCAGAGUACGGUCCCAAUUCUAAUGACUUCCGCUAUUACAGGGGUUGGAAUAAGCAAAUUGCAUGCAUUACUUCGAAGCAUGCCCUCCACGUGUAGGCCGAAGCAAUUUCCCUGGCGUGGACAUGCUACGAAUCCUGCUCUUUUCCAUAUCGAUGAGGUCUUCAGUAUCCCUCCAUCCCGCGUUUUCACCUUGGAUACCGAAAAUAAAAUCGCAAAACAGGGGAUAGUGCUUUGUGGACAUCUCUCUUGUGGUAUCCUGUCUGUUGGCGAUACCAUGCUUCUAGGGCCUUUCAAUCUGGACUCUGAUGGUUUAUCCGCUAAUGCCUCUCAGUCCGCGUUGAGCGCCAGUUCCUAUGCUGCUGGUGAGUCUUUAGAUACAGAGGGACUACCAUCAAGUGUUCUCGCUCGCUCUUAUCAGGGAGAGACGCCACGGCACUCGAAUCAAAGAUACCAUACUUGGGCGACAUUUCUCCAGGUCCGCAUCGUGUCCCUUCGCACUUUACGGCUUCCAGUAAUGCGUAUGCACAAUGGAGAAACAGGCACGAUUGGCGUCGAACUCCUGAACGAUGAGCACGCCACCAUCGCGCUCAGCAGGGCUCGCAAGGGUAUGGUUCUUGCCGAUGUCACCCAGAAUCUGGCGGGCUACCGUUCGUUCUCCGCGAGGUUCCCUACCUCAGACUUUGCACAGACAACUUCACCAGUCCUGAUUUUAGGGGGGCAUGCAAUCGUGUACAUCAACAGUAUUCGUGCUGCUGUCAAAGUGACGGCAGUCGCGCUUGAUGAGGGCGAGCAGUUUAGCACAAGGGCGGUUGCGACGUCUUGUCGGGACGACUCGGAGCUUUUUCACUUUGACAUUGGCGAUGAUGAUGAUGAUGAUAACGGUGCUGCUGUCGAGGUAUGUGGAGAUGGCGACGGCAACGGCGAAGGCAGCAAGCCCAACGAGGAGAGGAGAGAAAUCAGGGUAUCUUUCCGUUUCGUCAGCACGGUCGAGUGGAUGGAAGUGGGCGACCAGGUCCUCGUUGUCCCUACCAUGACUGCGACCGGGCCGGUGACAGGUCCAGCACCGGCUUCGAACCUGGGCGGCCUGGCUGGAUUUAUCGGAACAGUAUGUGAGGUGUUUAGUUGA
Fonsecaea pedrosoi CBS 271.37 is the source of this 2742-nucleotide messenger RNA. RefSeq lists its product as uncharacterized. The coding region runs from base 1 to 2742 and encodes 913 amino acids. Gene Ontology annotation, molecular function: GTP binding; GTPase activity; translation elongation factor activity. The record is from RefSeq and is a predicted model, not a curated record. Gene Ontology annotation, biological process: translational elongation. The transcript has a single exon. NCBI's taxonomy places the organism in Eukaryota, Fungi, Ascomycota, Eurotiomycetes, Chaetothyriales, Herpotrichiellaceae.